Molecule: messenger RNA, 2892 nt
Organism: Adineta steineri
Lineage: Eukaryota; Metazoa; Rotifera; Eurotatoria; Adinetida; Adinetidae
Source: the annotation of a GenBank genome assembly
AUGAAACGAGAUCAAUUUUCAAUAUUAAAUCAUCAUUGUUCAUUAUAUCAACCUUCAGACUUAUCAAAUGAUGGUGAACAACAAGCAGAAACAUCUUUACAAACUUCCAGUCAAAGUAAUAAUUCAUUAUCAUAUACAAUAAUGACAGGUGCAAAUCAUAAUGGUAUGGAAUCUGCAUCAAAUAAUUUUAAACGUACAUUACAAACAAUUCCCGGUGUAUUUUGUCCCAUUGCUUUAUCUAUGUUAGCCAUAUCUAUCUUUAUGCGUAUCGGUUUUGUUCUUGCUCACGCAGGUGUUUUACAAACAUUAUUACAAUUGAGUCUUUGUUUUAUAAUACUUUUUUGUACAUUAUUAAGUGUUUGUUCAUUAUCAACAAAUGGUGCGAUAGAAUUUGGUGGGAUUUAUCAUAUGAUAUCACGUACACUAGGACCAGAAUUUGGUGGUGCAAUAGGAGUUUUAUUUUUCUUUGCACAAGUUAUUGGUAAUGGACAAAGUGUAGCAGCUCUUGUUGAAGCAUUAGUUGAUAGUUUUGGACCGGGAAGUAAAGCGAAUAUAUUUCAUGGUACACAUUGGUGGAGAUUUAUCUAUGGAACAUUAAUUAAUAUACUUAGUUUGAUAACAUGUCUAUUUGGUUCAGCAUUAUUUUCUAUGGCGGCAUUUUCUAUAUUUAUUCUUGUUAGUUUUGUUUAUCUUAUGAUUGUAAUUUCAUUUUUUAUUCGUGGUCCACAUCUUGUCUUAAUACCAAAAGUGAAUAUCUAUGCUUAUAAUACUGAACAGCUAUUAUAUAAUAAAACAGAUUUUCUCUAUGGACAUUUUACUAGUUUUAGUUUAACAACAUUAAAUGAAAAUAUGUAUUCAAAUUAUACAAUUGAUUAUACAACUGGAGAUACAAUGAAUUUUGUUACUGUUUUUGGUGUACUCUUUUCAAGUAUAAUUGGUUUAUUAGCUGGUGCUAAUAGAGUAGAAUGGGGUGGAUUAAGUAAUCCAAAUCGAAGUAUUCCAACUGGAUCUAUUUCGGCUAUUAUAUAUGUUUUUAUUAUUUAUAUUAUUGAAACAUUACUUAUAGCUGCAACAACUGAUCGAUAUACUUUAUUAAAUAACUAUUUAUUUUUACAAGAAAUUAAUAUUUGGCAACCAUUUGUAACAAUUGGAACAAUAUUUGCUGUAUUUUCUGCAUGUUUAUCAAGUUUAAUUGGUGCAUCGAGAAUACUCGAAGCAUUAUCUAUUGAUGAAAUCUUUGGAUCAUUACUUCGUUGGAUUAGAAUUGGUACAACUAAUCGUGGUAAUCCAGUUGCAGCUGUAUUCUUAACUUUUAUUCUUGUUGAACUAACUUUAUUGAUCGGUUCAUUGAAUAAAAUAGCUCGUAUUGUAACAAUAUUCUUUCUUCUCGCGUAUUUUGCUGUUAAUUUAUCGUGUAUGGCACUUGCUUUAGCAUCAACACCAAAUUUUCGGCCAUCAUUUAAAUAUUUUUCUUGGCAUACAGCAUUAAUCGGUGCAAUUGGGUCGAUUAUUAUGUGUUUUAUUGUAUCAACUUCGUAUGCGUCAAUUGCUAUUGGAAUUGUAAUUGGUCUUAUUGCUAUGUUACAUUUAAGAGAUUUUCCACGAGCAUCAUGGGGUUCAAUAUCUCAAGCAUUAAUCUUUCAUCAAGUACGAAAAUAUCUUCUUCUACUUGAUCCACGUAAAGAACAUGUGAAGUUUUGGCGUCCACAAAUCUUAUUACUUGUUUCCAAUCCACGUUCAUCAAUAAAUUUAAUUGAUUUUGUUAAUGAUAUGAAAAAAGGUGGACUUUUUAUUUUAGGUCAUGUGAAAAAAAAUCAUAUGAACGAUGAUUUAAAUGAUCUAUUUAUAGAAGAAUAUCCACAUUGGGUUUCAUUAAUUAAUCUUAUGAAAAUAAAAGCAUUUGUUGAUAUGACAUCAGCAUCAAAUAUACGAGAUGGAGUAGCACAGUUAAUGAGAUUAUCGGGUUUAGGUGGUCUUCGUCCGAAUACAAUAAUUCUUGGUUUUUAUGAUAGGACACUUCCAGAAGAUAAAUUAUUUAGUUGUUCUAGUCAUAAACGACGUUGGUUCAGAUCGAGUUCAUUUAUAAAUACAUCAGCGCUUCGACAACGUCGAAGUUCUACUAUGGAAAAUAUUGAUACAACAAAUGAUAUAUAUUCAAUCUUUCAUUUUCCAAAAUUACGACAAGAAGAUGAAGAAAAAGAACUUGAUAUUUAUUCCUAUGUCCAAAUAAUUAAAGAUGCAUUAUAUCUUAAUAAAAGUGUUUGUCUUGCAAGAAAUUUUUCACUUUUACAAAAAGAUGAAAUAGAUUCUAAUCAGAAAAAAGUUUUUAUUGAUAUUUGGCCGGUUAAUUUUAUAUUUCCCGAAACAUCUACACAAUUUGAUGUAACAUGUCUUUAUAUGUUUCAAUUAGCAACUAUACUUUCAAUGGUAAAACCAUGGAAAACACGUGCAAUAUUACGUGUUUUUCUUUGUAUUGAUGCUAUAAAUGAGAAUGCACUUCGUGCACAUUAUUAUCUUGAUGAAUUAUUAAAUCAACUUCGUAUUAAUGCUCAAACACGAAUGAUUGCAUGGGAAAAUGUAACAAGUCUUCUAAAUAAUCCUUCAACAAUCAAUCAAGAUCCAGCAAUUAUUCCUAUUGAACAAGAAUCAACAACAAUAGCAGCAUCAUCAAAUUCAUUUGUUGAUGUUAAUGAUGAUUAUAUUCGAGGUAUUAAUGAACUUAUUCGUCAGCAAUGUGAUAAUACAUCAUGUGUUUAUUUAUAUCUACCACGACCGCCACGUGAUCAAAUUCUUUCGGAACGUUAUAUACGUUUUCUUGAUAUGUUAUCCAUUGGUUUACCACCAACUCUAUUUGUUCAUGGUGUUUCAUCUGUAACAUGUACACGAUUAUAA